Molecule: messenger RNA, 729 nt
Organism: Lucilia sericata (common green bottle fly)
Lineage: Eukaryota; Metazoa; Arthropoda; Insecta; Diptera; Calliphoridae
Exons: 3
Coding region: 1-729 (242 amino acids)
Source: RefSeq, a predicted model, not a curated record
AUGGCAAAUCAUACGGAUUUGGCCAAGAACUUAUUGCCAAAUACUUCCCAAGGGAAAGCCCGGUCAAAUCAACUUUGGGAACAACUCACUGCUAAGCUAAAUGCUUCCGGCCCACCAGUAAAAGAUGCUAAAGCUUGGCGCAAGGUCUACGCUGAUCAAAAACAAAACGUUAAAAAAAAGAUUUGUUUUAAUAAAUCUUCUAAAAAAAGGACCGUUGGCGGCCCAUUUGAAGAAAAAAUUCUUUCUCAAGUAGAGGAACAGAUAGUCGCAGCUGCAGGCUUAGAAGCCUCUGUUGAAGGCUUAACAAAGGUUAAAAGUUUUGGAUCCCAAAGUAAAAUCGUGAAAGAUAUUGUAAGUGCAACAUCACAAGAGAACAGUCGUAAUAUUUCAUGCACGUCAUUAUUCUCAGAUGACGAAGAGAUGCAAGAAAAUAUUUCGUCUUUAAUAGAAACUGAAGACGUUAGUGAAAAAGAAAAAGCAGUGGCUAAAGAUGCUCUACCAAAAAUAUGUAAAAAAGAAAGGGAAACUAAAACCAUUUUGUUAAAACAAAAUAUGAUUACAACAGAAUUAUAUCAGAAGGAGAUGUUGAAAAGAUUAGACAAAAUUAUAGAAAUAAUCUUUAAAAUGAAGGAAAGAGAGCAUAAUUUAAACACACAAUUAAAAGAAAUGGAACUACAAAUACGUAUGAAGGAGUUGGAAAAACUUAAUAUUGAUAUAUUAAUGGAUUAA